Molecule: messenger RNA, 4559 nt
Organism: Podarcis lilfordi (Lilford's wall lizard)
Lineage: Eukaryota; Metazoa; Chordata; Lepidosauria; Squamata; Lacertidae
Source: the annotation of a GenBank genome assembly
AGCAGCAGCAGCAGCAGCAGAAGAGAGAGAGAGAGAGAGAGAGAGAGAGAGAGAUAGAUACCUCCUCCACCUUUGACUCACAAAGAACUAGCAUCUUCUCUUCGAAGCAAAUAAGGCAGCUGCCACCCUGCUCCUGAGCCCACCUGAACCGGGGCUGAACUUCACCUGUGCUCAUGGUUUUAUGGCAAGUCUCCCGCAGGCCCCUAUGGAAAGCCCUGGGCUUCCUGGGCUUGAUCCUGCUGGUGGCCCCAGCAGGCGCCUGGUACAAGCAUGUGGCCAGCCCCAGGUACCACACCGUGGGGCGGGCUUCAGGGCUUCUGAUGGGAGUCAGGCGCUCCCCUUACCUGUGGCGCCGGCAGGCAGCAGAGGGCUCCCGGGAUAGCCUGGAGGCUGCCCCCACCCUGCCCGUCAGCAGGGCCACUCAGUGGCUGACACUCCAGCAGGCAGAGGAGGAGGAGGGACCCUGGACCACUCUGGAUCUGCAGCCUCACCUGUCCUCCCAGGUGGGCGCCUGGAAAGAUGCUGCUUCUGCUGCCGCAGGGGCCAUCAAGAGAACGCUCUGGCCUCAGGCCUCGCAGAAGAACCACGCCAGGCACCAAGGGAGGAUCUGGGCAGCCCUGUGCCCAACAGGAUGCCAGGAGGCUCUCUGGCAAAGCCCUGCCAUGCACCCGAAGCUCCUGGAAAGGCGGAUGUGGAAGACAGCACAGCCCAGCACAUCGAAGGAGGCCAGGUAAUUGGGCACAGUAAGUCCAGAGUCUUAAGCCUCAGAGGGCAUCUAGGACAUAGCUGUCAACUUUCCCCUUUUUUAAGGAAAAUUCCCUUAUUCCGAAUAGGAUUCCUUGCAAGAAAAGGGGAAAGUUGACAGCUAUGAUCUAGGAUGCAGUACUUGUAAGACAGAUGAGCUUUCCCUUGGCCCACUUCUAGGGGGUUUCCUGACAAAGUUUUAAUAUUUAUGGACAAGGGUCAUGCCUCAGUGGUGGAGCAUCUGCUUGGCACGCAGAAGGGCCCCUUCCCUUUAGUAACAAACCCCUUUCCCAAGGUUGAGGUUGCUAUCCAAGGAACGUUCCCACUGAGAGAAAUCUGAUUAUAUGGGACAGGGCAUUGGAAUGUAGAAGGCUGUCUUAAACCAACUGAUUCAUCUAGGUCAGUGUCUGGAGGGAGCUCUCCAGGCAAGAGCCUCACCUAGCCUUGCCUGGAGAUGCUGCAGACCCAACCUGGGACCUUCUGCAUGCAACGCAGGUGCUCUACCACUGAGCUGCAGUUCUUUCCAUUAAGGCAAAGGAAGCUACCUUAAACUGAGUCAGACUGUUGGUCCAUCUAGCUCAUUAUUGUCUACACUGACUGGCAGCAGCUCUCCAGGGUUUCAGGCAGGAGUCUUUCCCAUUCUUACCUGAUGAUGCUGGGGAUUGAACCUAGGACCUUCUGCAUGAGAAGCAGGUGCUCAGGCACUGAGCUGUGGCCUUUCCCCUUUGAGUUUUCACAUUAGACCCUCCUGACAGUGCAGCAUGUUUCACAAAUUCAACCAGGUGGCUACCUAGAGCAGAGCUUUUAGUGGGCUGGCUCCCUCUGGAAUACUCUGUUAGACAAUUGCUCAACUGUUUGGUGUUUCUGAUACCUGCUCAAAACCCUUCUGUACACCCAGGCAAUUUCAGGAUGUUGAUAUUGGCUGUGGCAGGAACAGGCAACCUUUGGCUUCUGGACUCCAGCCCUCAUCAUCUCAUAGACCAUUGGCCAUGCUGGCAUCUGGGGCUGCUGGGAGUUGGAGUUCAAUGACACCUGGAGGGUCACAGUGUCCCCAUCCUUAGGUUGUGGGCACUACUGAUCUGCCAGGUUUUUUAUCACUGUCCUUUUCUUUGAAUGCCUUAUUUUAAUUUUUAUGCAUGCUGCUCCGAGAGCUUUCUGAAUAGGGAGAGGUUUGUAAACACAAAUGAGCAACAAUAGCGAUGGCUGUUCCAGGGGACAAAAUUACACUGCUAGGAGAACAACACAGACCCUCCUUUCAGCUUCUUAGAAUCACAGAAUCAUGUGUUGUAAGGGACUCAAAGGGUCAUCUAGUCCAACCCCCUGCAAUUCAGGAAUUGCAGCUAAAGUAUUUGAUGGUCACCCAACCUCUGUUUAAAAACCUCAAAGGAAGAAGAGUCCACCACCUUCCAAGGGGGUCUGUUCCACUUUCGAACAGCUCUUACUGUCAGAAAGUUCUCCCUGUCAUUUGAAGCCAUUGGUUCAGGUCCUAGCUUCCAAAGUAGGAGAAAAUGGCAAGGGCGCAAUCCAGGGAUUGCCCAAGUCAUCAUUUGAGCCAAUUGUGUUUUGGAACAAGAGGUAUCAGCAACCAGGGGACUAGCUUCCCUUCCUGGCAGCAAGUCAAGAGAAAAGGGCAGGGCUGCAUACGCUGCCUCGAAGAUGAGAAACCAGGCUGGGGUUUAUGUGAGGUCUUUGUGGAAGACAGAUCCCAAGGGAAAACCUCUUCACUCCCCCAGUUCACUUAGGCCAGUAGUGAGCAAGAAGGCAUUUCCCACAAAACGGAAAUGACCACGGGAGCCCUUCUUCUGGCUCCACAAUGCUGAAGGGGAGAACUUUUGUUUUGAUCACAGAAGUGUUUGCUGCCCUAGGCUCCUUUGGGCGGGAGGGUGGGAUAUAAAUUUAAUUGAGCAAAAUGAAUGAAUGAAUAAAUUGGCUGUGCCUGUCGUUAGCUGUGGCUCCAGCCAAUCUUGGGCUCCACAAAUCCCAAAGGAGCACUAGCCACCAGUGAUGGAAAAGUUUAAGGCUGCUAGCCUAAAUACGUAAGGAUUAAUCUCCAGACUCUACCAUCUUGGUUGCCCUCCUCUGCACAUGCCCCAGCUUAUCAAUAUUGUGCAGCAAGAGGAGAACUGUUAGUUAAAGAAUGUGGUUUUUUCAGAUCAAGGAGUAUGCAAGCUUUGGAGUUCCACUGAACUCUACAGCAGGCAGAGUAGAUCCUUUAUACCUAUCUAUACAGUACCAAUUAUGCAGCAUGCUAGGUGAAGAGAAGCUGCCCUUCCUUCCUUCCUUCCUUCCUUCCUUCCUUCCUUCCUUUCUUCCUCUUUCAUCCCCCCGCCCUGCCACACUGCUUCACUUCUGCAAGGACAUCGCUGGAUUUCUUCAUUACUUGCUAAUGCAACUCUGGGCGAGUUACAAAGGGAGGUGGCAAUGGGCCCCAGUGUCUAUUAUCUUUGAGAUUUGCUCUGUUGCAUUUUACCUGCAUGCCUGACAGCCAACACUUGAUGAUGCACUCAUCAAUUGAUGGGAAGAUAUGUGUGAACCUGCCCAUAAACGCCAUCUAAUGUGCUGCUGCUGUGUACAAGAAGUGUACUGCAGACUUCGCCAACCUGGUGCCCUUCAGAUGUUCAGGACUACGACUCCAAUCGGCCCCAGUCCACACAGCUGAACGAUGCUAGGACAGGUGGGAAUCCAAAAUAUUUGGAGGGCACCAGGUUAGUGAAGGCUGGCCCAUGGCAUGAGGGUGGAAGUAACUGACCUAAGAGCCUCAGGGUUCCAGCCAGGAAGGUAUUGAGUUCUCUGUCUCUCAGUGGUGUAGCCAGUGUGGUGUAGUGGUUAAGAGCGGUAGUCUCGUAAUCUGGGGAACCGGGUUCGCGUCUCCGCUCCUCCACAUGCAGCUGCUGGGUGACCUUGGGCCAGUCACACUUCUCUGAAGUCUCUCAGCCCCACUCACCUCACAGAGUGUUUGUUGUGGGGGAGGAAGGGAAAGGAGAAUGUUAGCCGCUUUGAGACUCCUUAAAGGGAGUGAAGGCGGGAUAUCAAAUCCAAACUCUUCUUCUUCUUCCUCUUUGGACAUCAUUGCAAUGCACCCUUUCUCCAUACACACACACACACACAGCAUAAUGAAGCCAGGAGAUGAGGUAAGUUACGAAGGAGAAAGGGAGCACAGGACAGCAGCCCCAAGGAUCUGAUAAAGUUUAAUUCCGGGGGGGGGGGUGUUAGAAAAUUGUCCAUUUUGUUGAUGUGGAAAACUGAGGCCAAAUUAGAAAAUGUGAAUUGCUUAAGUGUAUGUGGCAGAGAACUAAGACUCUCUUUUCUCUCAAUUUAGCGACCCUGAGAUCUAAUCUCUGAUGAGAUGAGGUACCCUGCUGAAGGAGUUGUCUGAAGCAGGCUGGUGGAUGAGCAUAGAAACUGAUUCCAGUACCUGAGAACGAAAGAAUUUUGGAGCAUCCUUUUGGAACCAUGCAUAGUCACACAUCCCCAACCAAGGGAAGAAGCUGUGAAACCCCUAGUGUCAUAUAAUUGUGUGGAUUCUCCAUCAGCAGCUAUAGGAUGCCUGCACUUUCCUGGUUCCUGGGAUCGGGGCCAGAAGCUUUUUGAUUGCCUUUUUCCAACAAGUAGGGGCAUGAGUAGGAAGAGCCCUGUUGUUAUUGUUAUUAUUAUUAUUUUAACCAACUUCAUGCUCACAUUUUUUGGGGGUGGGGAAACAAAAGUGAUAUAUUGUGUUGUUUAUAACGGCUUCUCUGCAAUAUGGUAAUAUGUAUUCAUGUUCUCUCUCCCCACACACCCAAGGAUGCUGUACUAAUUAAAAACAAGAUUUAAUG